Messenger RNA from Adineta ricciae, 1719 nucleotides. Lineage: Eukaryota; Metazoa; Rotifera; Eurotatoria; Adinetida; Adinetidae. The record is from the annotation of a GenBank genome assembly.
AUGCCCACAAUUCGUCUUAAAGUUCAAAUUGAGAAUAAUAAUUCAUCGAGAAAAUCUUCCUUGACACCAUUAAAAUUUAUCUAUGUUCUCGAUUUCUCGUUGACUACAACUAUUGAUGAACUCAUCCAUUUACUGGAGAAUUAUAUCAUUCGACAAUUUUCCAUGAGAAAUCUUCGUCUGGUUCAAUUGCUGACUGAUGAUGGAUAUCUUUUAUCCAAUGACCAGAUUUGUGCCACUGUACUGAAUGAUAAUGAUCGAAUUGUUUGUUGUGAUAUGAGCCGAUUCGUACAGGAAAAUUAUCCGACAUUGAAUCUCAAUGAUUUAUGGUGUGAAAUCAUCCAACAUGAUGCAAGUGAUAACCUAGAAAAGAGAAUUGAAGUUGGCAUCACUAAUCUCGAGAAAUUAUUCAUACGCAUCUAUGGAUCUUCGAACGAUUACGGACUUUACAUAUUCAAUGUAUUUCAAUUGAUUAAAAUUGCCAGUGAAAAAAGUCAGCAGAAACAAAUGAUCGCUCGAUUCGAUCAUUCAGAUUGGUUCAUUGAAGCAAAAUGGGAAUAUGAUACAGUCUCCAAUACUGUCUUGCACUUGAUAUGCAGUAUGAAACUUGGGUCGGCUGAGCAGAUUUGGUCGAAUAAACUGAGUUUGUUACUCGAUGAAUCACGAAUGAUUAUUGAAAAAGGCGAUUUGAUUUCUUUGUCAAAACCUGACAAUGACAAUUUCACUGAUGAACAACGCAAGAUUCUAAAAGAAUUGGCAUCGAACAUUCCGCCACCACAACGAUCAGGUCCUGAAAUUGAUGUCGAUCGAGAUCGAAACAAAAGCAUUACAAAACAUGAAUGUCUAGGAGAAUCGUCGAUUCAAAUGGCAUACGGUGGUACUAAUACAGUAACAACAUAUCAGGAUAGCCGGCUAUCUGCGGAGGGAACAUUUCGGCAAAAUUUCAAUAUUACUCAUAUCAAUUUCACUCGAAAAGCAAAUAGUACAUCUUCGGAAAAAGCAUUAACGGUAAUGAAAUUCAAUAUUUUAUAUCAAACAAAUGAUGGAUCUUGGUGUGACUGUGAGGAUAUCGCAAUUGCACCGAUUGCAUUACGAGAUGAAGAACCAAAAUGGUUAGCUGAUUCCAGCAUUCAGAUCGAGCCAGAUAAAUUAAUGUCCAUUGCGAUCAAAGGUUCAAUACGUGUGAAAGGCAAACCUGGCCAAGACAAUUUUCAACGAAAACGUAUGCAUAGGACUUUACCACAACCAUUGAAAUUGAAAAUAGUUAUACAAGAUAAUUUCAAUAAACAAUCUUCGUUAAUUGUCGAACAAUUAAACAAACCAGUGGAAUACGAUACAUCUGAAUCAUUUAUUAAAUAUAAUCAAUCGUCUAUUUAUCAGUUCGUCGCAUUCGUUUAUGCAGAUGAUUGUGAAUGCGACGAACGAAUUUUCAUGGGGAUCUAUAUUGAUAACGAACAUCAACUAGUGAUUACAUCCGGAAAUUCUUAUUCAAUAUCAUUAGGUAGGAAAAACAUUCGAACAAUGGAAUAUAAUGCUAGACAAACAAAUACAACUGAAAUGUCGUUCGAUUCGAUUUAUCACAAAGAUGAAAAUGAGGAGAAGAAAGCUAUUGCUCUAUUCGAUCCUAAAACAUUUAUAUUAUAUGCAAUUCGAUUGGAAAUUACAACAAGAACGUCCAAAACUGAACAAACUAAUCUUUUACCAUUAGAAGAGAUCAACUAA